CCUGUGCCUGAAUCAAAACUGAAAUCCAAACAGCGGAUUUAAAAGCCGACUUUGAUCAGAAGCACUCUUUGCUCUCACAAUCAAUCAAAACAUGUCAUUAAUAUUUUAAAUGUUAUGAUUGAUUCAAAGGUGUGAAAAUAUUUAUACAAAUUCGCCAUGUCAGCUGUUGGAAUUGAUUUUGGUAACGAAACGUGUUACGUAUCUGUAGCACGAGCUGGCGGAUUGGAAACUAUAACAAAUGAUUAUAGUCAACGGGCUACUCCGUCAUAUGUUGCAUUUGGUCCUACUUGCCGUGAUUUAGGAACUUCUGCAAAAAAUAAGGCUAUAACGAAUUUAAAGAAUACUGUAUUCAGUUUUAAAAGACUUAUAGGAAAGAAAUUUAGGGAUCAAGCUCUACAGCAUGAAUUAUCUUAUUUGCCUUAUCAAGUGCAAGAAUUGCCAAAUGGCAGUGUUGGUGUCAAGGUUUCAUAUUUGGGGAAUGAUUCAAUUUUUACCGUACAACAAAUAGCUGCGAUGCUAUUAACUAAAUUAAAAGACAUUACAGAAACUGCGUGUAAAACUACUGUGACAGAUUGUGUAAUUUCGGUUCCUGUUUUUUUCACUGAUUCUGAGCGUAGAGCCAUGCUGGAUAUUUGCCAGAUUGCUAAUUUAAAUGUCCUUCGCCUUUUGAAUGAACCGACUGCUGUGGCUCUAGCAUAUGGUUUUUACAGACAAGAUUUAAGUGAUACAAAGCCUAAAAAGGUGGUAUUUGUUGACAUUGGUCAUUCAGCAGUGCAAGCUUCUGUUGUUGAUUUUUACCAAGGGCGAUUAAAGGUCAUCUGCAGUGCAUGGGAUACCUGUGGUGGUGGACGAGACAUUGACAAUUGCAUAGUACGCUAUUUUAAUCAAGAAUUUAAAAACAAAUAUAAUUUAAAUAUCCUUUCAAAUCAACGUGCUAUAGUUCGCUUACUACAGGAAUGUGAAAAGCUGAAAAAACAACUUAGUGCAAAUCCACAAGUAUUGCCUUUAAACAUUGAAUGUUUUAUGGAUGAUAUAGAUGUGAGUAGCAGCUUGGGAAGAGAUAAGCUAGAAGAACUUUGCACUGAUACAUUUAAAAGAGUAGAGGAUGUUUUCAAAAGGUUGUUGAUAGAAACAAAUUUAUCUCCAAAUGAUAUAAGCAGCGUUGAGCUUGUUGGAGGAUCUACUAGAAUUCCAGCUAUAAGAAACAUUGUGAAAAAGAUUUUUGGAAUUGAACCCAGCACAACUUUAAAUCAAGAUGAAGCUGUUGCACGAGGCUGUGCUCUGCAAGCAGCAAUGCUAUCCCCAACUGUAAAAGUAAGAGAAUUCCACAUAACUGAUGUGCAACCAUACACAAUAAAAUUAUCUUGGAAUAUAUCAAAAAAUGAAAGAGGUGAUAUUGAUGUUUUUCAAAGAAACCAUCCCAUUCCUUUUUCCAAGCUCCUUACCUUCUUCAGAAAAGAAGAUUUUGUUCUGAAUGCAUCUUACUAUUCUGGAAAGGAAAAUGAAUCAUUUAUAGGUUCUUUUAUAAUUAAAAACAUAAACCAAUUGCCUUCUGGGGAAAGUGCCAAAAUUGUUGUGAAGCUGCGCAUUAAUAUCCAUGGAAUCUUUCAUGUUUGCUCAGCUUUCAUUGCUGAUAAAGAUUCCAGGGAAAAUAUUAAUCUUGAUCAGAGAGCCGAAGAUUUGUUGGAUCUGAAACCUAAAAAUGCAUCUUCAUCACCUGAUUUAGUUGUGAAUGAGGAAAAAAAGAACUUUUUUUCCUUAAAGAAGCACAAGAAAGCUCCUCAAGAAGUAGAGCUUCAAAUUGAAUCAAAAGUGCCUCAGUUGUCAGAGAGUGAAAUAAAAACAUUUCUUGAAUCUGAAAUGAAAAUGAUUCAUCAAGACAGCUGUGAAGAGAAAAGAAUUGAUGCUAAAAACUCGGUGGAAGAGUAUGUGUAUGAAAUGAGGAGUAAAUUAUCUGAUGAGCUUAAACAAUAUGUAAAUGAACAGGAACAUGACGACUUUCUUCAUAAAUUGAAUCAAACUGAGGAGUGGAUUUAUGAAGAUGGUCAAGACCAAAAUGAAAUAAUCUAUAAAGAAAGGUUAUUAGAAUUACAGUCUCAAGCUAAUCCCAUAUUCAGCAGGAAGCUGGAUUAUGAACAAAGAUCUAUCAUCUUUGCAGAGUUUUGUAAAAUAAUUUCUGCAGUAAAAAAUAUUUUAAAAGCUUAUUUAUCUGGUGAUAAACAGUAUUCUCAUAUAAAUCCCCAGGACAUGGAAAAGAUUCAAAAAAUCAUAGAUGAGAAGGAAACAUGGCUGCAGCUACAAUUAGAUAACUUAGAAGAGUUUAAAAAAACAGAAAAUCAAACAGAAUCCAUUGAAAGUUUAAUGAGGCAAAAAGAGGAGUUAGAAAAAGAAAUAUUUCCUAUACUUAAUGCACCAAAGUCCCUAACAGAAGUUGGCAACACUAAUAAAGUGCAAAAGACUCACUGAUAUUAAACAUCUAAACAACAAAAUGUACAUAGACUAUCAGAUCUAUUUAUUUGUUAGUAUUUGUUUACAAUUGUGAAAGAUAAUUUUUUUCGACUAGUAAAGCUGUCUAAUUGACUGCUUAUUAAUGCUAACUUUUUGUUAUGUUUCAAAGGUUUUAAUUAAAUUCUUCUCUUGUUAUUAAACAAAAGAAUUCUGAUAUGAAAUUUCUUCACUUGAAAAAGAUUUAUUGUUACAAAAUGGAUUUUUUUUUUUUUUAUCAAUUAAGGAAUAAUGAAUGAAAUUGAAUCUGAAAAUCCAAUUAGCUGUUCUAAAAAAUAUUUAUAGUAUCUUGAAAGACAAAAAAAAAUAUUGAUAUCAUGAGCUAACACGCACAAUUUGAAUUAAAAGUUAAUCUUUAUGUCAUGCCAAAUAAUUUUCAGCUGAUUCAAUUUGUUUUUAAAAAGUCACAAAUAAUGUUUUGAAAAAAUAUUACUUUAAUUUUGCAGUUGGAUUUUUUUUU
Messenger RNA from Argiope bruennichi, 2965 nucleotides. RefSeq names its product heat shock 70 kDa protein 4L-like. The coding region runs from base 157 to 2466 and encodes 769 amino acids. Gene Ontology annotation, biological process: protein folding. The record is from RefSeq and is a predicted model, not a curated record. NCBI's taxonomy places the organism in Eukaryota, Metazoa, Arthropoda, Arachnida, Araneae, Araneidae. The transcript has 17 exons. Gene Ontology annotation, cellular component: cytosol; nucleus. Gene Ontology annotation, molecular function: ATP-dependent protein folding chaperone; ATP binding.